UAUUAGGUGGCCAUCGCUAGUAGGUUGGAGGCACCUUCAGAAUGAGAACUCUGCUAAUUGAAGUGCAUUCAUUUAUCCGCAGCCAACUUGCAGGCCCACUUUCUUGAGACCGGUGUGGGCAGCAUGUCAUGAACUUUUUCGAUUCACACUUUUGGUUAGGCUGAGCAGGGUUAUCCAGCAAGAAAGUCGCUUUGUGUGCUACUAUCCGUAGCGCGUUCAUGCUUCGUGCUCCUUUUGCCUGAGUGUCCCAGUGAAUGACACUUGGAUGGCUGCAUGGAAAGCGCUCCAAAGUGUGGCUGCUGGCAUUUUUAACUAUCGUGACUGUCAGUGGUGUCACCAUUUUGCUGACGAAAGACAAACCAGCUGACCAUGGCAGUGUGUCCAGAGUUGCUUGCGAAAGCUGGAAUUUAGUGAAUGUUCUGAGGACACCUGAUACAAUCGUACUUCAGUCAGUGGAGAACAUCAUGGAAUAUGUCAAGCUGCUUGUGCGCCGUGGCCGUGCCCGGGGGGUAAGCGCCAAAGAUAUUGAGUGGCUAAACAAAGCAAAGGAGGACAUUUGCUCGGUCUUUGGGAUCUCUCCUUCCCCAGAAAUAUUGAUAUGCGAAGAUGGACGUAUGCUUGCCCAAGCUGGCCCACGGCAAUGCCACCAUGCAGGCAACAAGAAGAACCAAAGUGACCAGAGGGGCCAGAGAGGCUGGAUUUUGUUUUCCACUGCAGUCUUGCAGACCCUCCCACCUGAGGAAGUUGUUGCAGUCCUGGCUCAUGAGUUGGCACAUGUUGCAAAAGGGCAUCACAUGAAGAGAGCUUUCUUGAUUUUGGAUUUCUACCGCCUCAUGCUUCUAUGGAGCUUCAAACAAAAGGACGAUUCCACAGAUGAGGUGCAGACGAUUGCCGCAACUGCGGGCAUGUGGCUUUUGCUGGGACUUCGGAGUCGUGGACAAGAACUAGAAGCUGACCGAUUGAUGUUAGACAUUGUAAACCCUGCCACAGCGCUUUUUGCAUUAGCACGGAUGCACCGCCCCACAGAUGAUCCAUCGGAAGUUCUCCGAGACACGGCAGAAGUUUUGAAGAAGGGCACUUUUUGGCUUCACCUGAAGAUGCUCCUGACAGGUGCCAGUCAUCCUUGCCUUGCACUUCGAGUCCAGGCAUUGGACAGAGCAUGUCUCUCAAACAAUGUGCGUCUAGAGCUUUCGAAGGUGGGAGCAUUGGGCGUCAUGUGAGCACAGUGGGAUCAGACCUUUCGGAAUGGUGGGCCUUCAAGCUUUUAAGCCUUGAUCGGAGAGGAUGCGGAUGCAAAGAUCGAGCACUAUCCACUUCGUGGAAAUGCGAGAUGAUGUGAGAAGAAGGACAUGAACUAGUGACUUCUUCCUGCGUGAGAUGGCAGUUCUUCCCGUUUGCUGUUCUUCUUUUCACAGAUUCGUGCCUUCGUGGUGCAGUAGGAGCUUUGUCGGGACCUGAAGACUCUGCAAAAAGGAGGGCGAAUGUUUGACGGAGAAACCAUCUUUCCCUCCAAGCACACUCAGAAAGUUGGAAGCAUCGCUAGAUCUCCGCAAGGCUGAAGACUAUCUGGACGUUGGCGUGAGACUGCCUUCGUGUCUCCCAACUCCCAACUUAUCAACUUGUCUCCUUGG
This is a messenger RNA of Durusdinium trenchii, 1631 nucleotides long. Lineage: Eukaryota; Dinophyceae; Suessiales; Symbiodiniaceae. The record is from the annotation of a GenBank genome assembly.